Messenger RNA from Pecten maximus, 9174 nucleotides. Its product is annotated as sushi, von Willebrand factor type A, EGF and pentraxin domain-containing protein 1-like. NCBI's taxonomy places the organism in Eukaryota, Metazoa, Mollusca, Bivalvia, Pectinida, Pectinidae. The transcript has 19 exons. Gene Ontology annotation, cellular component: cell surface. Gene Ontology annotation, molecular function: calcium ion binding. Gene Ontology annotation, biological process: signal transduction. Bases 70 to 4086 code for a protein of 1338 amino acids. The record is from RefSeq and is a predicted model, not a curated record.
GCACCCCGCUUCACUGAAUGUCCAUCAAGUCCAAUACAAGUGUACGCAAAGAGAGGUCAGAACUCAGCUAUGGUCACAUGGUCAUCCUUGAACGCUACCGAUAACUCGGGGAGCGUCACUAUAGUGCAGACCUUAGGUGCUGCAUCAGGGAGUGAAUUCGCCGUUGGAUCUCACUUGAUAAGUUUUGUGGCUCGUGAUGACCAAGGCAAUGAGUCUCCCAGCUGUUCGUUCACAGUGGUUGUAGAGCAAUUGGAAUGCGAUCCUCCUAAUGAUUUAUUUGACGACGAACUCAUACAAGUAGACUGCCCUGGGACAGCGUACACGUACGGAAUCGAGUGUAAUAUUUCUUGUACCCGAAACUAUGACAUUAUAGGAAAUACGAGCCUCACAUGUGAACGUGAAGGAACUAGUGACAAGGCGACAUGGGACUGGGGCGAAGGGCCACAGCCUGAAUGUAAUGAUAAAUGUCCGGAGCUCACACCGCCCCUAAACGGUGCCUUAGCCUGCACUACCGCUGCUAAUUACUACUGUCGGCAAUCCUGUAAUGUUAAUUCCGGAUAUCCUCGAGGUGUGUCGCCUGGACAAACAUACAUAUGUACAAACGCUCAGAAGUGGGACCCUGCGGCGGUAGACGACUGUACAGGGCGACAAGUUCCAAUUUCAAAUGUAAUAGGGGGUGAAAUGCACUACUUCGUUGGUGACUGCAACAAUGCUUCUGUGCAGGAGGAGCUUAAAACAAACUUUAUAACAGUUUUGGAAGAUAUGAUCGCUACUGGAUGGAAUAAUGUUUGCGCACAAUCUGGGUGUUCUGUUAACGAUGUCGUCGUCACGUGUGGUGCCUUGACAAGAAGGAAAAAGAAGAGUCUUCGAGGGAUGUCGUUCGUCGCUCCUUCUAAAAAUUUCAGAAAUAAACGUAGCCCAGUUUAUGUCAUCAAAAUUGAUUUCAAUGUGGAAUUUCCAUGGCAAGAAGGGAGGUCUUUAGACUACAAUGAUAACCUUCUGUUGGCGGUAAUUGGUGCAUUAGAAGAAGAGGCUGGUAAAGCAGGUGGUCGAUUUGAGUAUGGAGGACUUACGCCGUCACCAGAUGUCGUUGCCGAUCCUUGGCCGUCGAUAACCUGUCGGGCGUACGAAAUCCCAUCGUAUGCCGAUGGUUAUGAAAACUGUGAGGGAUGCGCCACAGGUAAAUACUUCAACUCGACGAUAGACGACUGUGUGGUGUGUCCUAUAGGAACAUACCAGGACGAGAGUCACCAAACCACGUGUAAACCCUGUCCUUCUGACAUGUCUACUAAAGAAACUAGACGGAAAAAUGUCACAGAGUGCUUUCAGGUUUGUGAUGCCGGUACAUACUCAGACAAUGGAGUAAUCCCCUGUACUAGCUGUGCCAUUGGUACCUAUCAGUCUGCCAAACACAGCACAGAAUGUAAUAACUGUAGUGUCGGUACAACAACUGUCAGUCGAGGGGCGAAAUCUUCAUCUUCAUGUCUCGGUUUUGAUGUCAUAUUUGGGUUGCCUGCAAUAAAUAUCACAUUCCCAAGCUUAACGUCGUCGCUGUCUGCAUUCUCGAUGAUGUUCUGGCUGAAAUGCCCAACCGGAAGUGCCUUAAAGCCAACAAUUUACCUUGUAAACAGUACAGCUACUGCUGAGGUGUUAAAGAUAACAGAUUAUCAAACAAUGGAAAUGUUUGGGUCAUCAUACCAAGUGACGUUGGACGCCUGGACACACGUGACUAUCAGGUGGGAGGAGACUGUCGGGCAGGCAGAGCUGCUGGUAAAUGGCGAAUACAUUGCAUCUGUUGCUGUGAUAGGGAAUGUAGUAACGGCAGGCACACGAGUCGAAAUAACUACAGAAAAUGGAAAUAUUGCUGAAUGCAUACUAUCUGGGUUUCGAAUGACUGACACGAAAAGGUCUAAUGCUGAAAUACAAGCUGACAAACAAACAUGUACUCAAGAUUACGUUGGUGCUAUCUAUAGUAUGGAAAAUUUUAAAGGUCAAGAUGGAGUUCUUCUGGAUACUCCGUCAAAAUGUGACGCUGUUGACGAAUGCGCCAGUAACCCAUGUGGCGUCCACGAGUGCGAGAACCUUUUGAACACGUACAACUGUACUUGCAUUGGUGGAUACACGGGCAUCAACUGCGAUACCCCGCCUGACUUUUGUCUAGACAAUGCUUGUGAAAAUGGAGCUGUCUGUCAAAAUCAAGCCUGGAACUAUACUUGUCAGUGUGUAGGUGACUACAAAGGAGAACUAUGCGACGAGCAGAUCGUUCAUGGCCAAUGGACCGACUGGAGUGACUGGUUCCUUUGCAACGUUACAUGUAAUACUGGGCAACAAACUAGAAUUCGUACCUGUUCAAACCCUCCACCAGGACCAGACGGAAACGACUGCAGCGGAAGUGACAAGGAAACUCGACUUUGUAACACUGAACAAUGUCCUUCUUGUGAAUCUGUCGGACUCUGGCUUCUCCCAGUACGGAAAGCAGUUACAGAUCACUGCGACACUGAGCAAGACUACAUCAGGUGUAACCUGACGUGUGAGGCAGGCUACGGGUUCCCACUCUCAACUCCACCAUUGGAUUACUACGAAUGCGGAAAAAACACAUCAUACGAAUGGAACGGGAUUCCGCCGAACUGUGGACGUGUAUCGGGUGGAAGAAACGUUAUAGUUAGAACGUCAGCGAGGUACACGGCUUUGUUAAUAUGUGACACCUCAACAACUGCGGCUCUUAACUCUGUCGCAGAAAACGCUCAAUGCAUGCUCGACAGGACGUGUAACGCCACUGUCACCACAGAUACCUGUGGUAAAAGGCGACGCAAGCGCACGACAGGAACGACAGCUGAGAUGUCGUUCGUGUUUGACCUAGAAAACAUUGGAGACUUGAACUUAACAGCAUUCAUCGAGUCCAAUAUCAUAAGCUCAGAGCUACAGACCUACCUCAAUGUACUGCGUGAAUCGGAAGAUACGGAGGCCCAAAUAAACAGUACAUCCGAGGCAUUCUUCAGUGUCAUCAUCAACGGCAAUUCAUACACAAUUGAUCCUGAAAGUUUUAUUAUCGAAACCCAUACGACCUGUGACAAUGGAAGUAUAGAUGACAAUGGUGCCUGUGUGGAGUGUCCGCCCGGCACAAAACAGAAUGGUGCGUGGUGUGUGUUUUGCGACCUUGGUACAUACCAGAGCGAGUCUGGACAAGUUAUAUGUAAUGAAUGUCCAACUGGCUAUACAACUGAGUUUGUCGGGAUGAAACAAGAAGAAAACUGUUCAAUUUCUGUUGAAACAACGACCGGUGCAACUUCAGUCUCAACUUCAUCAGCCGAAUCAGCAACCUAUUCUACCACAACAGCUACAUCAACUACAACAACCACUACAACAUCUACGACAAAUACGCCCACACCAACGACAACCACAUCCACUCCUUCGACAACCACGCCAACACGUACGACAACUGUGCCAAUACCUACGACAACACCGCCUACGCCAGUGACAACCACUCCAACACCGACAACCACAUCCACAUCUUCGACAACCACGACAACUCCUUCGCCAACCACGACAACACGUACGACAACCACUCCAACACCGACAACCACAUCCACAUCUUCGACAACCACGACCACUCCUUCGCCAACCGCGACAACACGUAGGACAACCACUCCCACACCUUCGACAACCACGUCUACAACUACGUUAACCACGCCCAAAAGCAAAUCAUCAACUACAACAGCCAAACUGACAAAGCUGAAUGGGAAUACUGUGUAUGAGAAACAGUCUGAAGGCUUUCCAAAGAUAGCCAUUAUAAUGGUCGGUCUUUUUACGACUCUGAUAAUCCUCAUCGCCGUCCUAGUAGGAGGAAUCUUUAUGUACAGACACCGACAAUCCGUCAGAACAGAAACAUCACUAUCAGGAACCCUUCGAAGACCGGACAUUAAUCUAAAUAUGAGAAUACACUCAAGUUCCCCGGACAAUGCACCUGCGGUUACUGCACAAAUGCCCCCUCCCUGGUACGCCAGUGUUGUGUCGUCCGAAGAGAGAGGGGGAAUACUACCACGCGCCACCUCUCUGACGCCUUUACCCCGUAGGUCUGGGUUCUGAAGCAGGAGACUAAUGCUCUAAAAAAUGCCUUCAUCUGACAAUCUGUUUCCGAAAAAAAAACCCAACAAAAAACAACAAAAACGAAACAAAAAUAGUAAAUACAUGUAACUGAAAAAAAACCUGUGGGCUAUACGAUACUCGUCAAAAUGAAUGGUACACUUAUCCAAUUCACAACUAGAUUGAGAGACAGGUUUCUUAACACUGUUCACGUGCUCAGGCAAUGCAGGUCAACUUUGUGUCCAAAUCACAGUACAGUGGGGGAUUCCCCUGAUGUUGAGUGCCUUGAGAGUAUACAGUACACCAACUCAAUCUAUCAAUCUAUCACAUUAAUGUACAAUGCCUACUCCUAUAACAUAAGAGGCCGCUGGUCGGCUCUUUUUCUAUCAGAUAUUAUUUUGCCGACUGCGUCCUCGAUGUUACACGGCGCUUGUCAAAAGUAUCUCACCGUGUAAAACCUCUAACAUUGUUGGAGAAGUACAAUGCCCUGAUCAAUUAAAAAAAUUAAGAUAUUUUUUGUGUGACAUUAGCAAGGCAUUAAAUAGAGUUUUGCGCGAAUGCCUUUUCUAAAAACUACAGCUUUGUGGUAUUGAAAGGAGACUUCUCCUUUUGUUUAAACAUUCCUUUACUUAUAUGAAAAAAAGAGUUCGUACAAAAGGAUAAGUAUCCAUUUUUAGAUAUAUUAACGCAGGGGUACCCCAGGACUUCGGUCCUCGGUCCCAUGAUGUUCCUGUUGUAUAUUAAAGCAGGGGUACCCCAUUGCUCAUAUAUAUAUAUACUCCUCGUUAUAUCAGAAAAAUCUACAUGAAUCAGUUCAACUUGGAGCUGCAAGAGUAAUACCAAGAUUGCGUAGAGGUAUCUCUCACGAAAUACUAUACAAAAAUUAGGCUGGGUUCCUUUAGAUUUAGAUAACGAAAAAAAUACAAGAUAGUAAUGAUUUAUGAAUCAUAAAUGAUCAAACUCUAUUUUAAAGAAAUAAUUAAGCCUCAUCUGUAUGACCAAACAUUAGACAGAUAUCCACUCCGUACAUUUAGAAUAUUUGACCUCCCAUUUUGUCAAACAGUCAAUUUCUAUAAAAAGUGUUUUUAACCAAUGUUUAAUGAAUUAAAUAAUAUUGCUCCAGAUCUCUGUUUAUCAAUUCAAAAAAAAAUGAUAUCACCAAUUCAAUUCUAAAGUAACAUAACGACAAAGGUCAGUUAGUUUACAGGUGGCUUGAUGUUAAUAUUAUGUCAACUAAGAUUUUGCUGUAAUAACUUCAGUUAUGAUCUCUAUAAGGAUCACUUGACAGAAUCAGCGUUAUACUCCUGUAGUAACCUAAAUAAUGGUAUAUAUAGUAAAAUUAACAUUAUACUCCUGUAGUAACCUAAAUAAUGGUCUCUAUAGUAAAAUUAACAUUAUACUCCUGUAGUAACCUAUAUUGUAAAUAAUGGUCUCUAUAAUAAAAUUAACAUUAUACUCCUGUAGUAACCUAUAUUGUAAAUAAUGGUCUCUAUAUUAAAAUUAACAUUAUAUUCCUGUAGUAACCUACAUUGUAAAUAAUGUCUCUAUAGUAAAAUUAACAUUAUACUCCUGUAGUAACCUACAUUGUAAAUAAUGGUAUCUAUAGUAAAAUUAACAUUAUACUCCUGUAGUAACCUACAUUGUAAAUAAUGUCUCUAUAGUAAAAUUAACAUUAUACUCCUGUAGUAACCUACAUUGUAAAUAAUGGUCUCUAUAGUAAAAUUAACAUUAUACUCCUGUAGUAACCUACAUUGUAAAUAAUGGUCUCUAUAGUAAAAUUAACAUUAUACACCUGUAGUAACCUACAUUGUAAAUAAUGGUCUCUAUAGUAAAAUUAACAUUAUACUCCUGUAGUAACCUACAUUGUAAAUAAUGGUCUCUAUAGUAAAAUUAACAUUAUACUCCUGUAGUAAUGUCUAUAGUAAAAUUAACAUUAUACUCCUGUAGUAACCUACAUUGUAAAUAAUGAUCUCUAUAGUAAAAUUAACAUUAUACUCCUGUAGUAACCUACAUUGUAAAUAAUGAUCUCUAUAGUAAAAUUAACAUUAUACUCCUGUAGUAACCUACAUUGUAAAUAAUGAUCUCUAUAGUAAAAUUAACAUUAUACUCCUUACAUUGUAAAUAAUGUCUCUACAAGGGUCACCUAGUAGAAUUAACAUUAUUCUCCUGUGGUGACCCUAGUAGAAUUAACAUUAUUCUCUUGUGGCAAUAGACUGGAAAUGGAAUCACAAUUCUGAUAAUGCUCAAACCUCCCAGAUACUCGAAUCACAUUAUACUAAAAGAUCUGACGUGGACUUCACAAUCAUUUAUUAAUUGAUGUUGUGAACACUGUAACGGAAAUGAAAAGACCUACUGCUUGCGGUAUCCAAUUUUGAUAUUAGUCGAAACAGAUUCAUGAAAAGUGUAUAUGCAAGUGUGUAUAUAUGUCAGCAUGUACCACUAUGUAGGUAUUAUCAUUUCCAACUGGUAAUAUAGGUAAUAUUUAAUUUAAAAGUAGUUAGAUAUUCUUAAUUUAGAUAUUUAAGAUCAUAUAUAAUAUAUCUGAUAUUCAUUAAUGUCACUGGGGAGAUGGUCCUCUAUUUUGACAACGUUUAAAUUGAAAGGCAUGUACUUCACAGAUUAACACAUGCAUAAACAUGUUAUAUAACUGAAAAAAUACUUCAAUCAAUGUAAAGUAUUUGAUGUGGUUGAGUUUCAAGCUUCAACAAUGGAUAACCUUGUGGCUAGAUAAAUGGACUUUUUGGUCUUUAUCUGUUGAGGUGAGGAAACUCCAACGCGUCAACUAUUUCCCAAUGAUCUGUUUUAUAUGUAUUUUACAGACAUUUCAUCAUUUAUAAGAGUUAGUUAGAAAAGUCACCAAUAUAACAGUUUGUAUAGGAGUUGCCUCCCUUACAAUGUAUCGUUGCUCUUUAAUGUUACAGAUUUUUAUGUUAAAUGCUAUUCUGGAGAGGACUUUAAAUAAGCUUUGAUGUCCAAACCGUUUGUCAUUUAUAUGUCAAUAAAAUGUUUUUGAAACUAAAACUCUCCAAGACAAAGUUAGCAUGGAUUGACAGCAUAACAAUAGAGUGAAACACUUAAACAACAAAGUUUUACUUAAAAUGGGGAAUGACAUCACAUUAUUAGGCAUAGAAUAUAAUGAAUAUCUACACAGAAUUAUCACACUAAAUUUUGAAAAAACUUGCCAAACUGAAGUCUUUAAAAUCGGUUUGGAAUAAAAGGAUACUUCAACCAAUAGGUAAAAAAGUUGUAAUCAAAACUCUACUAAUAUAUCAGUUCCGUCAUUUAUUUAUAUCUCCUCCUAAUCCUGACAACUAAUAUAAUUAUUAAGAAAAUAAACAAUAUAUUAAUCUUUUUUUUUUAUUGAAUGGUAAACCUGAGUAAAAAGAGAUAUUAUCAAAGAAACGUAUUAAGAAGGUGGCCUUAAAAUGAUGCAUCUAAAAUCGUUUACAACUGCCCCUAAAGCAACUCUGGUGAGACGGAUAUACAUGUAUAGUAGAUUAGGAAACGGAGGUGGAAAUGUUAUCUAAUAAAAAAGAAUUAACUAAUACUGAAAUUAAAAUAUUUAAAGAUGUACUAAAUAAAUUAUAAAAAUACCUUUUGGGAUGCCUGGUAUAAAAAUGUCACUUCAAGCAAUAUAUACAAGAUAAAUAUAAGUGAAAAUCACAUAUGGGUUAGCAAUGAAAUAAAAAAAAAAGACCAAAAAGUUAUAUACAUUGUACAAUAAUGCAUAGUCCAAAAAAACGGUUCAUGUUGUUUAAAACAUUGUUAAAAUUGAUAGAUAGCUGUACAGGUUUGAAGAUGAAGUCAUCAGAGUCUAAACAAUAAUAUUGUUCAGUUUAUAAGGAAGAACUGACAAACAUUUGGUUCGGAGUAAAAUAUUAUACGGCUCAAUCUUUCUAUCUCUAAUAAGUCCAAAAUCAGCCCAGGUAAUGCAUAUACACUCAAUUAAAGAUUCGUGGAGUGUAACGUAAUCAGAAGCCUUGGCUAGCGAAGAUGCUGUACCAGGUACCAGUUCCAAACUACAAUGGCUACAAUACAGAAUAAAUCACAGAAUUGUUACAAUUAACAAUUAUUUAUUAUAUAUCGGUACAUUAGAUAAUAAUUUGUGCACCUUUUGUAAAGGUCAUCAAGAAACAAUAACACAUAUAUCAUGGAAUUUCGAAAAGGUACCUCAGAUUUCAGAAGAAUUUAUCUUCGGCAAGCUCGUUAAUCAACAUGCAAAAUCUAAAAUGAAUGAUUUAAUAAUACUCAUGACGAAAUAAUACAUAUAUAAUUUUUUUUUAUUCCCAUGUGUACCAAGUUCAGAAGCAUACUACAGCGUUAGGGUAUGGGUUUACACACUACCCAGGACCGCGUGUCUUGUUGCUUUCAAACCCCGUUCCACACCACAGAUGGGUCAUAACAAUUUCUCAGUAGGUGGACUCUGUUUUGUAUAUAUAACGGCGCCACAAGCAUGAAAUCUGUGUAUUUUCCCCUUUUAUAUAUAUAUAUAUAUAUACAACAUAUAACAUUUUGUAAUAUACAUAAUACUCAUUGUUUUUUCUGUAUGUUGAGUAUACAAAAAUUCAAACUCUACGUAUGGCUUCGUUUAUGCAAUGAGAAAUAUAAGAUUUGUUUAUUUCAUUUAAGAAAUUGUUGACGUCAUUGUAAGACAGGCUCCUGAUUGGCUGACAAAGGUAACAUUGGUAGGGGAAUUCAAAAGUGCCAUAUUGACGACAAACAAAUUUUAUUAAGUUCAAAGGUUUUUUUUAAAAGAAACUUCUCCCACCUGUUAAGUUUGGUUUAAACAUGUUAAUUUUUUUUCUUACUUUUGGAUUUUAUAGAUGUUUUUUCAGUGUUCUACCGAACCCCUAUUUCUAUAUCAAGUUUGAGGCGAUAUUAAUAUUUUGUAAUAGCGUUUAAAUAAUACUCACAUAUAUGGGCGAGUGAUGUUGUGUUGAUCCCCCGCUAUCAUAUAUCAAGUGUGAUUUGGUAAAAGUAGUGUACUUGUCAUUUUUUUUUUUUUUUAUAUAUACAUGUAUAUGUUUUUAUAAAACUGUAAAUAUGUGUCUAUAUUAUGUAAUAAACGUGUCACCUUGUGGUGCUAAUUCA